GCGGUCCCUCUGCAGAGGGCUGCGCGCUCCGCGGUCUCCGGGGCUCUCCGUUGUUUGGGCCCGUGCUCCUCGACCUCGGGAGCAGAGCUGGCCAGAGACCGCGACGAUCUGGGUAAGUAGAGGCAAGACUAGAGGCUCUGGGUCAGAAUCUGGUGCACUGAGCCCUGGUAACGGCGGCAGACCCCGGGUCCUGGUCACCAGAUUGUGAGGGACACGACUGCAAGGUCGCCGAUCCUCAGACGGCUCCAGGUUGGGCUUCAAAUAAAGAAGAAGUUGAGCCAGGAAAGUGCUUUCAUUCAAAGAGUAAAUUAAAAGAAGACACCGUGAGGCUCAGAUAAACAAGGCGUUCGUGUCCUGAAGAAGUCACAGAAACAGCUGUGGUGUGAGGGGAGAGUGGACACGUAGGAGAAAUCGGAGCUGGUGUGAUAUUUCUGUCACAAAAGACUUUCGGAGGAAGGGAAAAGACACGUUUCUAGAGAAUGAAAGAGUGCAGCGUCAAAAUGGAGACCAGCGUUUCUGAGAUUCAGGUAGAGACGAAGGACGAGAAGGGACCAGUAGCAGCCAGUCCUCAGAAAGAGAGGCAGGAGAGAAAAACAGCCACACUCUGCUUCAAGAGAAGGAAGAAAGCGAACAAGACAAAACCCAAAGCCGGUUCCAGGACUGCUGAGGAGACAAAGAAACAUACCCCCGAAGCUGGGGGCUCUGGUCAACGGCAACCAGCGGGUGCCUGGGCCUCCAUCAAAGGCCUUGUGACACACAGGAAAAGGUCCGAGCCUGCAAAGAAGCAGAAGCCGCCUGAGGCAGAGGUGCAGCCCGAGGAUGGGGCUCUUCCUAAGAAAAAGGCAAAAUCCAGACUUAAGUUUCCUUGCCUAAGAUUCUCAAGAGGGGCAAAGAGAAGUCGUCAUUCCAAACUCACAGAAGAUUCAGGCUACGUCAGAGUCCAGGGAGAGGCAGACGAUUUGGAGAUAAAAGCCCAGACCCAGCCAGAUGACCAGGCAAUCCAGGCUGGGUCUACCCAGGGCCUACAGGAAGGUGUGUUGGUGAGAGAUGGUAAGAAGAGCCAAGAAUCACACAUAAGCAACAGCGUCACCUCGGGAGAGAAUGUGAUCGCCAUAGAACUGGAAUUAGAAAACAAAUCUUCUGCUAUCCAGAUGGGAACUCCUGAGCUGGAAAAGGAGACUAAGGUGAUCACGGAAAAGCCAAGUGUGCAGACGCAGCGAGCAAGUCUACUUGAGAGUUCAGCAGCAGGCAGCCCUCGGUCAGUGACUUCUGCUGCUCCUCCAUCACCAGCAACCACACAUCAACAUAGUCUGGAAGAACCCAGUAAUGGCAUCCGGGAAAGUGCCCCAAGUGGGAAAGAUGACAGGAGAAAGACUGCUGCUGAAGAAAAGAAAUCAGGAGAGACUGCACUGGGCCAGGCAGAGGAAGCUGCAGUUGGCCAGGCAGACAAAAGGGCACUAAGCCAGGCCGGAGAAGCUACAGCGGGCCACCCAGAGGAAGCUACUGUGAUCCAGGCAGAGAGUCAGGCAAAGGAAGGGAAACUGAGCCAGGCAGAGGAAACUACAGUGGCCCAGGCAAAGGAAACUGUAUUGAGUCAGGCAAAGGAAGGUGAACUGAGCCAGGCAAAGAAAGCUACAGUUGGCCAGGCAGAGGAAGCUACAAUUGACCACACAGAGAAAGUCACAGUGGAUCAGGCAGAGGAAACCACAGUGGGUCAGGCAGAAGAAGCUACAGUUGGUCAGGCAGGGGAAGCUAUAUUGAGCCAAGCAAAGGAAGCUACAGUUGUUGGUCAGGCAGAGGAAGCUACAGUUGAUCGGGCAGAGGAAGCUACUGUUGGUCAGGCAGAGGAAGCUACAGUUGGCCACACAGAGAAAGUCACAGUGGAUCAGGCAGAGGAAGCCACGGUGGGUCAGGCAGAGGAAGCUACUGUUGGUCAGGCAGAGGAAGCUACAGUUGAUUGGGCAGAAAAACCCACAGUUGGUCAGGCAGAGGAAGCCACAGUGGGUCAGGCAGAGGAAGCUACAGUUGGCCACACAGAGAAAGUCACAGUGGAUCAGGCAGAGGAAGCAACAGUGGGUCAGGCAGAGGAAGCUACAGUUGGCCACACAGAGAAAGUCACAGUGGAUCAUGCAGAGGAAGCCACAGUGGGUCAGGCAGAGGAAGCUACAGUUGGACAGGCAGAGAAAGUCACAGUGGAUCAUGCAGAGGAAGCCACAGUGGGUCAGGCAGAGGAAGCUACAGUUGGACAGGCAGAGAAAGUCACAGUGGAUCAUGCAGAGGAAGCCACAGUGGGUCAGGCAGAGGAAGCUACAGUUGGACAGGCAGAGAAAGUCACAGUGGAUCAGGCAGAGGAACCCACAGUGGAUCAGGCUGAGGAAGCUAUAUCGAGCCAUGCACCAGAUCUGAAAGAAAAUGGAAUUGAUACAGAGAAACCGAGAUCAGAAGAAAGCAAACGAAUGGAGCCAAUUGCUAUUAUCAUUACUGACACUGAAAUCAGUGAAUUUGAUGUUAAGAAGUCUAAAAAUGUUCCUAAGCAAUUCCUAAUUUCAAUGGAAAACGAGCAAGUGGGGGUUUUUGCUAAUGAUAGUGAUUUCGAGGGGAGAACUUCAGAACAGUAUGAAACACUCUUAAUAGAAACAGCAUCUUCUCUCGUCAAGAAUGCUAUCGAGUUGUCUGUAGAACAGCUGGUUAAUGAAAUGGUUUCCGAGGAUAAUCAAAUAAAUACGCUGUUCCAGUGACUUCGUUUCCAGGUCACGAAAAGAAAGGGGGGAAAAAAACCCUUGAAAGAUGAAUUCUUUUAUCCCUUUGUGGCACUUCUUUCUCAGUAAUAAAUUAGAGGCUUAUCAUCUGUGGAAUCUAAGGGUACAGUUCCAGCCCAGAAGUGCUAAAGGAUCAAUGAAGGUUGUAAAACUCUGUCAUUGAAACACAGUUCUGGACUGGAGGGAGUCAGCACAGAUCACAGUGCGAAGUGACUUAUGGGGAGGUGUGGAAGUGGCAGGCAAUAGCCCAGUGCUUUGAGGAGGGAAGACUACUGAGCACUGGGUAUGCUAUAUGGUUCUUUAAUGUCACUAAGUCUGGGUUUCUUUCUGAUGGUUCGACCCUGGGUUAUAGGUGAACGCUCCAUUCGCUUUCCUUUUACAGGGUCUUCCUGCUGUCUCUAGUGGUGAAUCAGGUGAGUGGGCUUUUCUAGUCUUGAGCAAGUUCUGUACUAAAGGUGUUCAUGGGUUCCUUCGGUCAGGCCAAUAGUUAACACAUGUGUAGGCAUGGACACAGGAAGUGUGUUCUCUCCCCAACAUCCCUCUGCCCAGAAGACCUGUAUAUACCCAUCUGUGAGUGAACCUUUCUCCUGAGAAAUCAAAUGGGGAAGAGUAUAUUUUUUAUCCAGGAGGCAAACUUCCCAGGUAGCAAAGGAUUCUAAUAGCAGAGCUACUUCUUUGGGUUGUUUUUUUGUUUGUUUGUUUUUUCCAGAUAGUAUUUCUCUGUGUAACCCUGGCUGUCCUGGAACUCGCUCUAUAGACCAGGCUGGCCUCGAACUCACAGAAUUCCGACUGCCUCUGCUUCCCAAGUGCUGGUCGAGAUUAAAGGUAUGGGUCAUCAUCGCCUGGCUAAAGGGCCAGGAAACCGUAAUAUUCUUGUGAAAAUAGUUCUUGGCCAAACAUAAACUAUGUAAUGAACUGAAUAAAAGGUCAAAAUUCACACUAAAGCCUAGAUUUUCAACACCAGUAUUUUUCAUUUUGUCUAGCCAUAACACUGUAACAUACUACCCAACCCCACACGUUAGGGUCCAUAUUGUACAGCACCCCCAUCCCACUAUCUAAACUAAGUGAUACUGUUUCUACUUGUUACAAAAGAUGUGGUACACAUGGUACAAUGUCUGUUGAGCAUCUUCUUGAGGCAUGAGCACCACUAGUUGGUUUGGUUGUUAUUUUUGUUUUUUGUGUUGUUGUUGUUUUCAAGACAAGGUUUCUCUGUGUAACCUUGGCUGUCCUGAAACUCACUCUGUAGACCAGGCUGGCCUCCAACUUAGAGAUCCGCCUGCCUCUGCUUCCUGAGUGCUGGGACUAAAGUCGUGCGCCACCACUGUCCAGCGAGCACUGCUUAUUUUCAUCCACUUUGCACUUACACUGUGUUUAUGGGCUGCAUAUGUAUACACUGCUUUUUCCUAUCUUUUAUUUUGUAAAUACAUAUUGUGAUCUUGUGCAAAAGUAACUAAUGUGGCUUUGAAAAUUAACCAAAUGGUGGAUGUUUAGCAAGAUUCUUGGCUGGAAUGUGAAAAUAUUUUCUUCAGGCUUGCCUAUCUUCAUGUUUGUAAUGGGUGAUGGGGUAUCAUUCAAUUUAGAUAAAAACACAACACCCCUUCAAUAAAUUUAUUUUAAUGGUUUUCCUCUUAGACAUAAAACUAAAAAUCACUCCUAAAUCAUCUUUGAAAGAAUAUUUUAACCCACUGUAUAUGGUGCUAAUAGACUUGUAUAGAUAGCUACCAGCAAAUAUGUUUAAAAUGAACUUUUAAAAGCCUGGUUAAAGUUGGUACACUUUGCAGUACUUUAAACAAUUCUGUAUCUAUUUACUAUAAGAAUGGCUCCAAGGAGAGCCACAUUACACUCACAUUAAGGUUUCUAAUCUCUUAUGAAUGAGUAAAAUCUAUAAGAUACAAGCUCUUAGUUAUUGAAGAUAUUCUGGGUUUGGAGAUUUUGAAAAGCAGGCACAAAGUAAAUUUGUAAUUUUGGGGGUAAGAUAGUAGCCCUGGGUUUCAGGGUGUGUGUGUGUGUGUGUGUGUGUGUGUGUGUGUGUGUGUGUAUGUUCCCUACACUACUAUUUGAUAAUUAUACCUUUGGUUAGAAGGUAUUGUUAUAAUUGAUUGUUUUUAUAAGAAAAUAUAUUCUCCUUCAUUCUUAAGUAUUUUCUCUGGCUUUUUAAAGCAUAAUUCCAACCUGUAAGCAGAAUGCAGAAAUUCAUUAGUGGGUCACAACCCUAAGUAUCUGCUAUGUGGCCAAAUGAUAGUGAAUCUUAGGGUGGUCCAAACUAUUCUGUUGUUAUAAAAAUAAGAGAUGGCUUGGAAGUCUGCCAUCAUUUUUUUUUUUUUUUUUUUUGGUAAUGGGAUGUAUUUCAAGCAGUUUGACUUUCUAUGCAAACUAUAUAGAAAGAUUCUGACUCAAUUUACACCCUUGUGGCCUUAAACGGACCCAUUUAGAUGCAUCAACUUAGGGUAGUCACAUUAAUUUUCAUUGAAAUUUGCCUUUAAUGAACAUUAGCUAAGAUCAAAUUUCUUCUUGAAGUCGGAAAUUUCUAAGGCUGGGGGCGUCUAUCAGAUCCUUGAUAAUUUUUCAGUGUCUUCUCUUCACCCCCUGAAGUCAAGCGUUAUUCACACAGCACAGAGGAUACAAGCACUUGCCUCGAUCUUUUUGUGUGUGACUAUUCACUUAACAUUUGUUCAGCGUACUUUUUUAAGAUAUUAAAAAUAGUCCCCAGUAACAUCUAAGUAAAGGCAGCAGAAAACAAAAGACCUUUCCAACAGAAAUCAUGUUCCCUGCCACCCCCUCCACCUCCAAGAAUAAUAAGCAUGUGGCACAAAUGGAUCUCUUCAGAAAAGCUGUCUGCAUAAUUUUCCUCCAGGUAACGGGCUUGACAGCAUGAAGAUGGGGAUGAUCUUAAUUGGUCUACUACUUAGUGGAGUCUUAGACACGGCUUUACUUCUGAGAGACAAUGCGGUCUCGACAGUGUAUCGAGAGAGGCUUCGUGCUUGAGACUCAUUAGCUCUGUGGCCUAUGAGAAGGCCCUGGGGCAGCCUUGCACAUGCAUCCAGCCCAGAGUUCAUUUCAUCUGCAAAUGUCUGAUUUCCAGUUGCCUUAUUAUUUUUUUUUUAUAUAGCUGAGAAUUGUUUUUAGGGGGUUGUGGCAGAAUUUUUAAAAUAAUUGUUAGACUUUCAAACCCUGUUUUUUGAAAAGUUCCUUUAGUCAGCUUCACCGAAUAAGUAGUCUACUUCCUGGUUAAAUGCUAAAUGCACCAGGAUUUGACUUUUAUACCUGCCAGUUUUGCACUUUUAGAAUACCUUUGUUUAAGUUGUAGAGUUUUUUUUGUUUGUUUGUUUUUUUGUCUUUGUCCAGAGCUGAGGACCGAACCCAGGGCCUUGCGCUUGCUAGGCAAGCGCUCUACCACUGAGCUAAAUCCCCAACCCCAGUUGUAGAGUUCUUGAGGUUCAAGUUCCUGUUUUACAGCGCAACUAAGUUUCUUACAUGAAAUUGAAAAUUUCAAUCCAUUUUGCAUUUUAUCACACAUUUUUGGAAAGAAUUUUUGUAAUGAUCCUUGAUGACCAAAAUUUAUUAGAAUGACUUUACAUAAAGUAUGGGUGCCCCAAUAAAGUUGGAUUCAACACGUUAACACCUGUCAAAGACUAUGAUAAUAGGCCUCCUACAGCUCAUCCUGGGUAGGGUGUGUGUGUGUGUGUGUGUGUGUGUGUGUGUGUGUGUGUGUAAAGGAGGUGGCAACAGAAGCCAGGACAGGGGUGAGGCAGAGCCACCGACAAUGCAAAAGGGGAAGUAGAAAGGAUGGAGAAGUUGGGGUCUGAACAUAAACCGUAUAUCUCCUCUGAUUUGUGACCAGGUGCAGGAGAAGGCCUGAUAAUGUCACAUAUGUCGGUUCUUUGCCUGUAGAAAUGUUAAGUGGACGAGCCAUCAGAACCAUAAGAGUACCACUUUGUAUCCUCAUUGAAAUUAGUACUACUGUGACUCAAAAGCUGAUAGUAAAGAAAUAAUACUCUGUAGAGAAAAAGGUUUCAAGCUGAAUUGAUUCAUGUACUGACUAAUACAGAAUAAAUGUUAUAUUAGCUCAUUUA
This is a messenger RNA of Mus musculus (house mouse), 6832 nucleotides long. RefSeq names its product A kinase anchor protein 5 (gene Akap5). Lineage: Eukaryota; Metazoa; Chordata; Mammalia; Rodentia; Muridae. Gene Ontology annotation, molecular function: adenylate cyclase binding; calmodulin binding. Gene Ontology annotation, cellular component: postsynaptic recycling endosome membrane; dendrite; postsynaptic membrane. The record is from RefSeq and is a predicted model, not a curated record. The transcript has 2 exons. Bases 480 to 2738 code for a protein of 752 amino acids.